Molecule: messenger RNA, 1226 nt
Organism: Monomorium pharaonis (pharaoh ant)
Lineage: Eukaryota; Metazoa; Arthropoda; Insecta; Hymenoptera; Formicidae
Exons: 3
Coding region: 1-459 (152 amino acids)
Source: RefSeq, a predicted model, not a curated record
AUGCGUGUCGCUAUACGUCGCCGACGACCUUCGGCGCUUCGUCGCCGCGCGGCUCCAAUAUCGAGCGAAUACUCGCGGGAUCCUUAUCUGCGGCUGCGACUUUUGUCGGACCGACAGCAGCAGCAGCAGCAGCAGCAGCAACAGCAGCGUAGCGUAGCUACGUGCGAUCGUAGUACAGAGUACAGGUGCGCGCACCCCGAGGUGCACGAGAGUUGUAUUUUUUCGAGAGUUGAGAACGCUGCCGUAUUUCGAGAUGUCACAGUAAAACUAUACGUUUGGACGGCUGUACUCGUAUCAAAAGUCGUAUCUCCAUCAUCGCGCCUUGCGUCACUACGGUCAUGGAUCAGGUCCACCAUUGAUGCGCAUGCGUUGUCGAUGAUGUCACCGUCAUUCGUAUUGCGUUCUCCACGUUUGUCUGUGUAUAUUCCAUUGUAUUUCUCAUUGACGCAGGACCGCUAAACAUACAUAUUCCCUCGGGGCGUACUAUGUAUCGUAGUAACGUGCAUUAAUUUCAAUGCAUAUUAUGUCUGUGCUUAUCUCCGGUUUCUGCCGGUUUUUAUGUUUAUUUUUAACUUUAUGCGUUGGAUUUCUGCGUAGUCAACAAGAUGUAUUUGCUUUCUAUUUUAACGAUCUCACACUGCUUGCGCAUAACAUUCACGAAUUGUUUAUGAUAUUUUACAUCUUCCAUAAGGAUUUGCUUCCUUUGUUUGAUAACUUUGUAUUCGUAAAAUUCCAUUCGCAGAUGUUCAAAUUCAGAACAGCACAACAAAAAAUACAUGCUAAAUUAAAAUAAUAUUAAACAAAAUCUUAUUUGCAAAGAUAAAUAGUAGUCGACACUGCAUGAAUUACAUUACAGUGUGCACGCGUCGAAAUCGCUAAAAGAUAUCAAUGAUAUCAAGAUUUUUACAUAUACGCGCGCACGCGUACACACAUGUACACAUACAAAUAUUUACAGAUAAUAUAUUCACACAGAUAUAAGUAAAAAGUGUCAAGAGACACGUACGCACAAUAAAGUUUACAUAUAUAUAUAUAUAUAUAUAUAAUGUUUAUAUAUAAAAAAUACGUAUAUUUUAUAAAUAUAGUAUUAAUCAAAAGGCUUAUUAUUGUGGUCUUAUAAAAUAUAACAGAAGUAAUAAAUGAAAAAAAGAAUUGCUUGCAACAAGAAGAAUCUGUGAUAAGUUAAACUUCGGUUGUACAUUAAUAAAUAAAAACGGCUAACCACUUGA